Closterium sp. Naga37s-1 is the source of this 3849-nucleotide messenger RNA. Lineage: Eukaryota; Viridiplantae; Streptophyta; Zygnematophyceae; Desmidiales; Closteriaceae. The record is from the annotation of a GenBank genome assembly.
AUGGGUUCCCGCGCCAAGUGGGAUCCUUUCGUUGACGGCAUUCUCGAGAUACGGGUCCGGAACUGGCUCGAGGCAGUGUUGAAAGAGAAGCUACCGCCUGAUACCGCCCUGGCGGAUAUUCUUUCAGACGGCAUGAUCCUGUCACGGUUGACUGAGAUCCUCUCGCCGUUCGCACCUAAGGGUGCUGGGAUCAACCAACGGCAUCAGCAGCAGCAACAGCAGCAACAGGGAUGGGGCACGAAGAUCAAGUGGGAUGCAAUGACAUUCACUGAUAACUUUCUCACGAUGUGCAAGGCGUUUGGGCUGAGCGCCAUCGAUCUGUUCACAUCAACAGACGUGGUGGAGAAGAAGGGCACCAAACGCGUGUGCCUCUGCAUCCGCGCCCUCGCCCUCAAGCUCAGAGCGGCCGGCAUCCUGGCGAUAGACUUUGAGCCGGCGUCGGCAGCAGCAGCAGUGAGUGUGGCGAAGCGCAUGCCAGCAGAGGGGGGUGUGGUGGACCGCGCAGUGAGGGAGUUCAUGGGGCCCAACUACAGGCGCGGGUGGGGUAGGGAGGACGUGCCUGCCAGCCGAUCAGGCUCGGAGAACAGCUUUGAUAUAACUGGCUGGGGCAGCGCUGCAGCUGGUGCUGCUGGUGAUGGUAGCACUGAUGGUGUUAAUGGUGUCAGUGGUGGUGGUGAUGGUGAUGGUGUUGCUGCUGAUAGCAAGGCAGGGGGCCAAGAAGCGAAGCAGAUGGAGAAUGGGAAGGGCAGGGGGAAAGUGUCAAGCCUCGUCAGCAAAGGCUUUAGCUCUGUCUCUAACGAAGCAGAACCAAAACCAAAAAGCGUCCCAGAUGUUCCUCCUGUCUCAAGACUGGACCCUCACAUGGUUUGGCCUCCCCCCUCCGACCGCCUGGCAGUCUCAGCGGAAGCAGCAGGCAGCUUCUAUGCCAGCUUGGAUGCUUCUCGUGAUCCGUCGUUCGAUGCGGUUACCACGUCGGCUGGAGCAACCUCCUCUCUCACGGACGUUUCGGCAGGUGUUACAACAGUUUGUCAUACGGAAGGGGAGGAGGAUUUGGAAUCUGAUUAUUCAUCCUGCCCGUCUUCGCCCCGGGCAGCGCCACAUGCCCCGUGGAGAGCUAUUGUCGGAGGGGCGAUAGCCUUUGUGGCUGUGAUGCUGCUGUUCCGACCAUCCAGGAUUCGAGGCGGGCGGGCAGGAAAUCCCCUCCGCGAUCCACCCAUGGCUGCCCAUCGUUUCGAAGCAGGCGGACAGGAAACCCCCUCCACGGUGCAACCAUGGCUGCCUAUUGGCUCAGAGCCCCACGUGCUGCUAAGCACGGAGCGCUGCUCGCCCUUCCCCCGCAACCCCAUCGCCCUGCGCAUUGACAUCCGCUGUGCGCCACCGCCAUCCCCUGGUGGGGGCAACCCCACGCCUGAAGCAGCGAGCACGGGCGAGCAGCACUUGGAGCUCCCCUCGCAACGAGACGAGGGGCAGCAUGAGACGGGAGCACUUGGGGCUGUGGGCUGGGAACCCGCCCUGGGACGGGGGGCUGCUGUCCGCCAGCUCUCUGCUUCACGUGGGCUCACCCACGGGGAGGGACAGCCCGGGCGUGUGGUGGAAUCCCCUCCUUUGCCUGGGGAUUCCACCACACGCCCUCCUUUGCCUGGGGAUUCCACCACACGCCCGGGCAGCCCCUCCCAAUUGGCUGCCGCUGGGGUGGGCGUGUGGGCGGCUGUGAGGCAGUGGCUAGGGGGGUGGCUGGGGGUGAGGCUCGCGGAUGGAGAUUCCCGGGGAGAACUGGCAGGGCGGGGCGUUGGUGGUGGUGGCAAGGGGAGGGAGGGGCACGGAGAGGGGCGGGAGGAGGGAGAGGAGGGAGAGGAGGGAGAGGAGGGAGAGGAGGGGCGGGCGUGUGAGGAUGGUGUGGGGGUGCUCAAUCCCAGCUACUGGGGCAUGGUGAGGGGUCAUCAUGCUCCUCUCAUCGUCCCAUCAUGCCCCAUCAUGCCAUCAUGCCCCAUCCUCCCAGCAUCCCACCAUUCCACCUGCAAUGGAGCAAUCAGAAUACCCUUCGACAUGCACAGCAUACAGCGAGGCCAUCCAUACAACAUCAUCCUGCACGCACGUGCCUCGGCCCCCCUCUCCCUCCGCCUCUCCUUCCUCUGCUCGCCCGCCCUCCUCCCCUCUCGCCCCCUCUCUUCCGUUCCCACUGUUGGGUCAGCCCAUAUCAGCCUCAACCAAUCCAUGGCUGCCACGUGGCACCGCUACGAAGCCACCAUCUUUGCAACCGGCACGUGCCACAAUGCCUCGCUGGCCAUCACCACUGGCAGCAUGACACGUGGCACUCUGUGGCUGGACCAGAUAUCAGCCAUGCCAACAGAAACAUUCAAGUCUCACGGCAUGCGGGUGGAUAUAGCCACCAUGCUCCAGGGCCUCUCCCCUGGCUUCAUGCGAUUCCCAGGCGGCUGCUAUGUGGAGGGCGUGCGGCUGGCCAAUGCGUUCCGCUGGCGCGCCACCAUCGGCCCUUGGGAACUCCGCCCCGGGCACUUUAAUGACCGGUGGGGCUAUUGGUCGGACGACGGGUUGGGCUUCUUUGAGUAUCUUCAGUUUGCAGAGGACCUUGGCGCCACGCCCAUCUGGGUGUUUAAUAGCGGCAACAGCCACACGGACAGCGUGUUCACAGGCGCCCUCGCUCCUUUCAUUCAGGAGGUGCUUGACGGAAUCGAGUUCGCACGAGGGCCGUCGGAUUCGCGGUGGGGAGCGGAGAGGGCGGCUAUGGGCCAUCCUGAACCGUUUGAUCUGCGGCAUGUGGGCAUCGGGAAUGAGAACUGCUACCAGGAAAACUACCGAGGCAACUUCCUUCGUUUCCGGGCGGCAAUCAAGGCGGCAUAUCCCGACAUGGCAGUGGUGUACACGUGUGACAUCAGCAAGGGGCCUCCUGACCACCCUCCCACCGACCUCUACGAUUUCCAUUCCUACGGUACAGCAGAGGGGAUCUUCAGCUUGGGUCAUUACUUUGAUGACAUCAGCAGGGAUGGACCCAAGGCCUUUCUGAGCGAGUUCGCAGUGCAAGGGGGGGGAGGGGAUGGCAACGUGCGGGCAGCAGUGGCAGAAGCGGGGUUCCUCAUUGGGCUGGAGAGGAACAGUGACGUGGUGGCAAUGGUCAGCUAUGCGCCCUUGCUGGUCAACGUGCAUGACAGGAGCUGGACGCCUGACCUCAUAACCUUUGACUCACACCGCCUGUACUGCACGCCCAGCUACUGGCUUCACCGCAUGUUCCAACGCUCCAGGGGAGGCUCGCUGCUGCCCUCCCGCCUCUCCCUCUCCUCUUCUUACUCCUCCCCCUCCUCCUCCUCCUCCUCCUCCUCCUCCUCCUCCUCCUCCUCCUCCUCCUCCUCCUCCUCCUCCUCCUCCCCCCCAUCCUCCUCCCCCUCCUCCUCCGCCUCCUCCCCAGUUUCAAAUGCCCUUCUCUUGAAUCGGAACUCUACCAGUCACGAUGCACCUUCCCCAGAUGUCACCUCCACCCCCCGGGGUGCUGAGGGUGGUGCUGCUGAUGUGCAUGCUGCAAGGCGGUUUGAAGCAUCGGCUGUUCGAAUCAGAAGAGAUGGCAAUUCAGUGGCGGCAGCUAUUCUCGUGAAGGCAGCCAACUUCCAGCCAUCCGCAGUGACCCUACAUGUAGACCUGCAGGGCAUAGCAGCCUCAGGCCCAGUGCUGCUCACUCGCCUCUCCAGCCCCUCGGGGAACCCCGAUGAUGGAAACUCUCUAGAGGACCCGGUUAAGGUUUCUCCCAUUGUGGAUGUGCCAAAUGCUACCACACUAAAAUACCUGAUACCGUCGAUGUCAGCAUUUACGGUUGAGCUCCCUAUUGUGGACCUCUAG